AGCCCCAGAGGAAGUCGCAGCCACCACCCACCGUGCCUCUCACCACUGGGGCCCUGGGAGCCCCACAGAACCGGAACCUGCGCUGUGAGCCCCAGGCCUGUCGAAAAGCAGCCGGGAGAAGAUGGAGCCCGAGCCCCUCUACAACCUGCUGCAGCUCCCCAAGGGCAUGGCUCCAUCCAUGGAGGAAGACGGGGAGGAGCUGCCUCAAGGAGAAAAGAAGAAAUACCUGCCCCCCAAUUCCCGGAAGGACCCCAAGUUCGUAGAGCUGCAAAAGGUGCUGAUGGAGUGGAUCAACGCCACCCUCCUGCCCGAGCACAUCGUGGUCCGAAGCCUGGAGGAGGACGUAUUUGAUGGGCUCAUCCUGCACCACCUCUUCCAGAAGCUGGCGGGGCUCAAGCUGGAGGCCGAGGAGAUCGCCCUGACGGCUGCCAGCCAGAGGCGCAAGCUGGAGGUGGUGCUUGGGGCUGUGAGCCAGAGCCUGGGCACAGAGGAGCUGCAGGUUCCAUGGAGUGUGGACGCCAUCUUCAGCAAGGACCUGCUGGCCACUCUGCACCUGCUGGUGGCCCUGGCCCGGCACUUCCAGCCCACUCUGGCCCUGCCACCCAACGUCCGGGUAGAGGUCGUCACCAUUGAGAGAGCCAAGAGCGGCCUCAAGUCGGAGAAGUGGGAGGAGCAGCUCACAGGCAGCAGUACAGACAAGGACCAAACUCCAAAGGAUGUCUUUGAUGAAUUAUUCAAGCUGGCUCCAGAGAAAGUGGGUGCUGUGAAAGAGGCCAUCGUGAGCUUUGUCAACCAGAAGCUGCAGCACUUGGGGCUGUCGGUGCAGGAUCCGGACACACAGUUUGCAGAUGGAGUCGUCUUGCUCUUGCUGAUUGGACAACUGCAAGGGUUCUUCCUGCACCUGAAGGAGUUCUACCUCACUCCCAGCUCUCCUGCAGAAAUGCUGCACAAUGUCACCCUGGCCCUGGCCCUGCUGAAGGACGAAGGCCUGCUCAGACACCCCAUCAACCCCGAAGACAUCGUGAACAAGGAUGCCAAGAGCACACUGCGGGUGCUCUACAGCCUCUUCUACAAGCACAAGCUGGAGGCAAAGGAGGAUGGGGGCCCCCGGCCAAAUUAGCCGCACCGUCCCCCCAAGCUGCUUCUCCUGCGCCUGUCCUGUUUCCUUCGCAUGAGUGCCUUAGCUCCUCUAGGGGUGAAGCCAACUGUGGCUUGUUCAUUUUGUUUUCGCUGAAUGACUCAUGUGGGGCCCUGAGACUGCGCCAGGAUCUCAGGCAUGGCCCUGACACGUGCAUUAGGGCGAGCUCGAUCCCCAAGCUGUGACAGCCCCAGGAGCCUCUGUCCUGUCCUGUGGAGCUCCACGUCCAUCCCCCCCCGGGGUCCCAGGCAGUGAAAGUCAGUGAUGACCACCUAUCCUGGAGCUCCUGGGCUCGGGCAUUGGAGUGAUGGCUCAGGACCCAGCCCCUGCCCACAGCUGCCUGCUGUCUGCCUCCCCACUAGAGGUGACAGCCCCAGGAUCCCUACUCAGACACAGGAGCCCCUCCAGGGUCUCAAAGCCACAUGGCGUGGGGAUGUGACCUUGAUUACUUGCCAAAGCAGCUGUGGCCUGGGCCAACCCUGCCCCACAGCCUCAACUCGGAGAUAUGCCCAAAUGUCAUGCAGGAGAAAUCUCUGGCUGAUUGAGGGUUCAGGUCAUCUCCAGUCUAUCCCUGGGGAAGCGACUGUUGCUCUCUCAAGUGAGGUUUGGUAUCUUCUGCAGAGAAAACCUGGUAGGAGAACUGAACACAGUCCUUCCAGGAGUGGCUUCCAGAGCAACUUAGCAGCUAUCUGAUGCAAAACAGCUGGGGGAGGCUCACCCUGCAGGGGUGGAGGGGUGUGGGGUAGAGGGUGGAGGGCACCGGGACCCAGCUGGCUGCUGCUCCUCCUGGGUGCUUCCUGCCCUCCGGACUCAAAGCAUCCAUCUCCCCACCUACCCCAGGACACAGCCUUCCUUCCCUGUUCAGGGCUGUCACAGUUUGACAGCUUGGGCUGGGAGAGGGGAUGGGUGGUCUGGCCACCACUGUCAGGCUUGACAGCCUGUCCUGCAGGACUGACACGGGGAGCCUGAGAAAGCGGCACCAUCACCAUCCCGGCCACCUGUCCGGCUGCCACCUGAUUUGUAAAGGAAACCAAAGCCUGCAGAAGCCUCAGCUCAUCGGGCGCACCCCGUCUGCACCCAUACCCGCUUCCUUGUGCCCUGAAUGGGACCCCUGUCCUGUACUGCAAGUGCCCUUCGACCUCCACAGGACACUGUUCUGUCCCUGAGCAUCCUGCGGUUGUGCACACACCACGACCCCACUUUCCCCACGCCAGGCUUCAUCGUGAGGCAGCAGCCCCACCACACCCCCAUCUCUGUUCCCUCCGCACGAAGGCCUCGUCCCCUGCACAUGCCUCUGCUUGGCUUCCCAAGUCUUCCUGUGUUUCAUUUAACAGCAGAUUUUUAAAACAAUGAAAAUAAAUUAACUUUCUGUAGCUUGAUGGAGGAUAAGUUAGGGGUGGUAAAAUCUCCCAGUUUAAGGGUGCGCUUAGACAGAUCCACAUGGCAGGUACCCUCGGCCCGCAGGGGCAGCGCCCUUUAGCUCCAGCUCCUCCUGCCAUCUGCUUUCUGUCGCCAUGGCUUUGUCUUUUCUAGGAUUUUUCAUAAGCUGCUUCAAACAGGAUGUCACCUCUGGGGUCUGGCCUCUUUCCCUUAGCAGGACCUUAGCUUUUGUUUUCCAACUGUUGCUGUCAUCCACUUUGUCCUAAUCUCACUAAGCCAGCCCUAUGUUCUGACCUAGGACAGGACCGUUGUAUGGGUAUUUCAUAAAUUUCACAAUGUGUUAUUUUGCUCAAAAAAACCCAAACCAAAACCAAACCCCCACAGCGUCAGCAGAAGAGAUUGCUGAGCGCGAGAGAAGGCCGCACACUGAGCCACGCGGUUCCCACUUCAAGUGCUCCUUGUGUCUUCCUCCAUCUGGUUCCUCCUGCCUGAAGACUCUGUCCCGGCUCAUUUUCUGCUCUUGUACUGUGGCUCAUGCCCAGAGCCUCACACUUGCUAGGACACCUGGCACUGAGUCAUUCGUGAAGAACAGAGAUUCGUUUCCUACGGCUCUGGAGGCCAGGCAGCCCAAGGUCAAGGGCAGGCCCUGCAGCCAGGGCUUUUUGCCGUGCCCGGCUGGCCCACAGCAGCAGGCCGAAGGGCAAAGACAUCACGUGAGUGUGGAACAAAAGGGCAUUGAACUUGCAGCCAGAAAUGGCCUAGAAUCAGCACUAAUCCUUUUACAUGUGGAGCCCUCAUGGCCUACAACCCUUCCAUGGACCGCAUCUGUGGACUCUGGCUUUUAUUGGGGGUACAGCUUCAACGCACAAUCUUGGAGGGUCACAUUCAGACCAGAGCAAGCUCUUGAAGCAGGUUGUGUGGUGCCGGUCUACUAUUAAUGGGCUUUUGUCCCUACAGAAAUGGAUUUGGUUUUGCAAGAUAACUUCCCUGGGUGUAGAAUUCCAACAGCCUGUUCUUUCAAUACUUCAAUGGUGCCUCUCCGGAGCCUCCCGGCUGACGUGGUUUCCGCGCGAAGUCUCCGCUCCUCCUGUCUUCCGUCCUCUGCUUCUUCUCUUUGGCUGUUCUUGAGGCUCCUUUUAGCUCCGCUUCCAGCAGCGUGAUGACCAUGUGCCUCGGUGGGAGGUACUCUGUGGUUCUGCCUG
This is a messenger RNA of Octodon degus (degu), 3720 nucleotides long. It is a transcript of the gene Parvg, whose product is annotated as parvin gamma. Gene Ontology annotation, cellular component: focal adhesion; actin cytoskeleton; cytoplasm. The record is from RefSeq and is a predicted model, not a curated record. Gene Ontology annotation, biological process: cell projection assembly; substrate adhesion-dependent cell spreading; actin cytoskeleton organization. Gene Ontology annotation, molecular function: actin binding. Lineage: Eukaryota; Metazoa; Chordata; Mammalia; Rodentia; Octodontidae. The transcript has 13 exons. The coding region runs from base 122 to 1120 and encodes 332 amino acids.